CUGUCUGCCUUGCUGUAGAGCAAGCGGAGCUUAAGGUAAACAGUAGUCUGCAGUGUCACAGUACGGCGAGCAUAUUUUUUUUUAAUGACCAGCAGGUAUUUUUAUUACCAAUCCAAGCUCACCGUUUCAGGAGGAUAAGACCAAAUUCUCUGUUAGUGAUGUCCAGUGUACUCGGAAUCAGGAAUGUGAUCAUAGCCUUGUCCUCUGCUCGAUGUUCCAAGUUUCGACAGUCUGAUAAGACAAUGUUACGGAGACCGCACCUCAUCAACAGAAUCGCCAGUAGUAACGUCGUUUCUCCUAUUCGGGGCGCUAGUACAACAGUGGGAGAUCAGGAGUAUAGGAAUUCAAACCCUGGGCCCACUCUCUCUGAUCCUAAACCUUUUUCGUCAAUACCUUGUCCUAAAGGAUGGCCGAUUCUGGGAACUGCUCUCGAAAUUGCAAAUAAUACUGGUAAAGUGCACCUCCUUCACUGCCAGAGAGUCAAGGAUUAUGGUCGAAUUUGGCGGGAAAAAGCAGGAGCAAUGGAUUUCGUUAUGGUGGCAUCCGCUGAGGCUGUGGAGGAUCUCAUUCGAAAUGAAGGUGAUAUCCCAUAUCGAAGAUCACAUCAUCUGCUUGCAGAAUACUAUAGAGUAAAAUCUCAACCAGAAGCCAUCUUGGUGUCCAAUGGUGAAAACUGGCGUCGUAUGCGGAGUGUUCUCGAGAAGCCAAUCCUCAAGCCCAGUUCGCUGAGUAACCACGUGACCUCAAUGCGUGCCGUGUCUUCGGACUUUUUGAACAGACUGGACACGUUGCGAGAUGACCGUGGUGACGUCAAUAACAUCGACUCCGAGUUGUUAAAGUGGUCACUGGAAGCUGCUGGUGUCGUUCUCUACAGUAGAAGACUGGGCUGUCUGUCUCGUGAUCCCCCGCCAGGCAUCGAGGAGUUUAUAGAAUCUGUGGGUCAAGUAAAUACACUACUAAGUACUUCUCGAACGUACCCUUUGUUCAUCCUUAAGACACUGAAGAGGAAACUAUGGAACCAGUUCAAUAAAGCGUGUGAUAAGUCCUUUGCUUUUGUCCAAAGAGAAAUCAACAAAAGUCUUGAGGAACCCGAGGCACAGUCCCUGGUCUCCCACGUCAUGGCAGGUGGAACUCUGACGUCAGCAGAGAUGUACUCAAACGUUUCAGAGAUAACACUGGCGUCUGGAGACACAACUUCCACCUGGGCCCACUUCAUACUGUGGGAGCUCUGCCAUCGUCCGUCACUCCAGGAAAAAGUGUACCAAGAGAUCAUGUCUGUUGUCGGAGAAAACGAAGAAAUCUCUUACUCCACUCUGAGUAAGCUGAAGUACACCACGGGGUUUGUGAAAGAGAUUCUUAGGUUACAUCCACCAAUUUUCAUCAAUCUCCGUAAGCUGAAACACGGGGGUGUCAUAUGCGGCUAUAAGAUUCCUCCUGAGACCACUAUUGCAGUAGCUAUGUACGCUCUCGGGAGAGACCCAAAUGUCUACAAAGACCCCGAGGAGAUCAAACCUGAACGAUGGAUACGGUCAUAUGAGGAAAGAGAUGUUAUGAACUCUUUCGCCUUCGUCCCCUUUGGUUGGGGUCAGAGGAGCUGCAUAGGUAGAAGAAUUGCAGUGGCAAACGUCCAAUUACUGUUAAUUGAGCUCCUUCGUCGGUUCAAGCUGACCACCGAGACGAAAGACCUCAACUUGAUAUCACGCCUCACCUUGACUCCUGGUCAGCCCAUCCAGCUGAAACUGACUCCCAGGAAGUAAACUGUUGUGUAAGGGAGGAGUCCACUGUGCUGGGGUUAUUGUGCGUGCUGCUUUGUGUGCCAACAUGUCGCUACAUCAUAAUUACAAUGUUCUAUCUGCCUUUUCUGGCUGGUUUUUUUUUUUUAGUUACUAAGACCAUGAGAUCAGAAAUCAAAUGAUCUAUUUGCUCUAUCAAAUUCGAAAGAUUAUUUGGUGUCAUUAUCAAGAUUUUCUAAGAAUUUCAUUCGAAAAAGCUUGACAAGAUGUGAAACUCAAAAUCUUUGACGUAAAAUUUCUCAAAACUAGGUUCAGAGCAGAUAGAACCUUGUAAUUCUGAUGUAGCGAUGUGUCAAGCGGAACGUAAUUCUUAUUCUUAUCAUGUUUGCGUAUUGUGUAGAGGAAAAUGCGGGAGAUAAGACAAUGGUCUACACCUCCUUGAAAUAAUGCAUCAAAGUCGAGACCAAGGAAGAUGGAGGUCUGUUGGGGAAAGAAGUAUGGCACCAACCAACGACAGACACGGCCAUGGUGACAGGUGACACAUGACAGUUUGUAGUGAAAAGAAGUAGAAAUUCCCCUCCAAUAAAGAUAUUUUCGAGAAAGAGAUGAGAGUCUACGGAUGCAUGAGCGUGUGUAUGAGCAUGUAUGUUGUGUAUGUGUUAUUGUAACUACGUGUCAGCGUAAUUGGUAGCAGAAAGUGAUGAAGGCACAACGAAAGACAGGCUGAAAGAUAUACAGAAUGAGACGGACGCUGAACGGACGAUAAAGAAAGAUGGGAAAAAAUUAGAGCUAUUUAAUGAUUAUAAAUUCAUUUUGUUGUAUGAAAAUUGGUUUAUAUUUGAGAUUUUAAAAGAACUAUCUAUCAUUCUUUUCUGUUGGGAAAAGGGCUUUAUGUCAUGUCGCUGUUAUGUACAUAAUACUAGAUGAGAAAAAAUUGAACUUCGCGACUAUCAUUUACUAUUACUAUACAUAUUGUAUUUCGCUCUGAACUAUAUUUAAGCAAACGCUGAUAUUAUACAGGGUGACCGAAACAAAUCAGCAACUAAAAUCCUAAUAAAAUCAAACAAAUUCUACUUUCUUAAAUCAGAGCUUUGGAAUCUUAAAUAACUUUGCAGACAGUGUGUGUCAAAAUGUAAUACAAAUCGAGAAAGACAUGUUAAAAUGGUAACAUGUUUCAUAAAGCACCGAAAAUUGACUUUUUUCGGAGAAAAAAAAUGUACUAAAAACGUUUUAACUGAUUCGGAAAAUGUGUAACACAUGUUUAAUAGAAAGCCGUAAUACUUUUGCCUCGAUUAUUGACAAUAAUGUUUUACACUAAUAUUUAACGUUUGAGUAAAAGUUCCAAGCAAAGGGAUAAAUUUAAAUACUGUUUAAAUAAGUUUUCUUUUCAACUGUAAACGCCCAAGCACUCGUUUUUGAAAGCUGUGAAUCACUUGCUCGUACAAGUCCUGGUCGAUGCAAGUAAUCUGAUUUGCGAUGGUCUCCUUUUUAUAAAAUGUGGCAAUCAUAUCGCAAUAUCCUUCGACUUGACACAUGCUCCAGGUCCCCUAUUUAACGAGUCGGCUGUUAAGCUGAUAUUUCUGAAUGAUUGAGCUUCAAUUAAGUCCUAUGCCUAUUGUCCCUUUUAGUCCUUGAUGUUUGGUGUCUCCUAGAUAUUGAUUGAAAACCUAUUUAUAUUAUAUUGACGUGAAAUUUGCACACUGUGUCUGCAAAAUCGGCUAAUAAAAGUAGAAAUUAUUAAGGAAUAGUAACAGAGAUUUUUACGGUCACCCUGCAGUUGAUUUCCUUGUAAUUUUGGUCAUAUGUUCCAACAGAUCAUUUCGUUUUUUCUUUUAAUACAUUUUUUUUUGGGGGGGGGGUGUCUUAAGAGGAGCACAGUUUCUUGAAAAAGAAGACAAAGAACAAAGACCGUUCUUGAAAAAAAUGAGACAGAAUUUUGUUCUUGACAGCCCUGGUGUUGAAACCUUUAUUCAAGAGCACGAAUAUUUGAAAAAAAUGUGCCUUUUGAUUUGGUGUUGUGUAUAAAAUCUUAGUAGAAUGAAUACAAAAAGCGGCUUGUCGACAAAGUUAAUGACGUCAUGAUAAGACUAGAUCUAGCGUUUAGACAAUUUGGCAUCGUCAGUGCUCCAUACAAAUGCUCCUGUUGAAUUAUUAAAAAUACGUUUUCGAAUUGCUAGAUA
This is a messenger RNA of Aplysia californica (California sea hare), 3913 nucleotides long. RefSeq names its product cytochrome P450 27C1. NCBI's taxonomy places the organism in Eukaryota, Metazoa, Mollusca, Gastropoda, Aplysiida, Aplysiidae. The coding region runs from base 159 to 1757 and encodes 532 amino acids. The transcript has 12 exons. The record is from RefSeq and is a predicted model, not a curated record. Gene Ontology annotation, molecular function: iron ion binding; monooxygenase activity; heme binding.